AAAUUUGUUUACAAAACACUAACCUGCAACAGAAAGGAGCGUGCUUGACAAUUUUUAUACAAUUUCGUGUGAUUUUUUGCUAAAAAUUUAAAAUUUUAUCGAUUGAAACCAAAAAACAAAAGCUGAGCUAAAAAUCGUCAUGGAACUCCCAAGUUUGAUGGAUUUGAACGACGAUUGUCUCGAAAUGGUUCUAAAAAAUUUCGAUCUGGAGGAUCUCCUUGAGAUUCGUGAUGUUUGUCCUCGUCUCGAUGCCGUAAUUAAUCGUUUUCGUCGCAAAUUUACGAAUUUCAACACUGUGGAACACAGAUUCAUCACAAAAGACAACAUCGCGAAGGUUCUUGAAUUUUUGGGUCCCACAAUGAAGUCCCUCGAAUGCAAACCCGUAUACCAAAUGAACAGAGUAGCUUUGCUUGCAUUCGUUGGCAUGUUUUGUACUACCUUAGAGAAGUUGGUUCUCAAUGGCUUUGGAGGUUAUUUAAACCCACUUUCGUCAUUUGAAAUAUUUCAACUAAUGACUCCUCGUUUGAAGUCCUUUACUAUAGAUUGUACGAUUUUAAGUUCCGAUUUUGAAGCUGAAAUUUUCGAUAAUGCUCCUAAUCUUGAGGAAUUCGUUUUAAAAUGUGGCGAGCAAAAUGACAUCAAGAAACUUUUCACAAAGCAAAUGAAUUUGAAAUCACUCAGUUUCAUAGAGUUUGAUUCGCUGAAGCCGAAAGUAUUAAAGGAAGCCCUCAAGUUCAACUUAAUUUUGGAAAAGUUGAUUCUUGCACCGAAUAACUGCUGCUCCCUUCACAACACUUUGAUCAAGUAUAUUUCGAAAAACUUGACAAAUCUCACCGAAUUAGCUUUUGUUGCUCACGAAAACUUGAAUUACGUGCCUUUUGCUGAUCUUCCAAAGUUGAAAAAGUUGACAGUUGAGAUCGAUAGUUGCUCAGAUUUUGACUCGGUCUUGAAGAAACUUUCAGAAAAGAACAUCAUCGAAGAAUUGCACAUCAUCCCAAACGAUUUUGACAUAAUAGUUUGCGGAAUGGAUUUUGAAUUAUUUGGAAAAUUGACCAACUUGAAGAAGUUUUCUUUGCAAAAUUACGAAAAAAUCUCCAAAUCCGAUCUCAAGGAAUUAGAAAAACUCUCAAAAUUGGAGUCUUUGUCAGUACGUGGUGCGGAAAAUCUUGCAUUUGAUGGUCUUUUGAAACUUGUUGCGAACAAUCCGAUGCUGAAAUCCUUAGAUGCAAGUCGUACUUACGUCGAAAUCAGUUUUUUAAAGCCGCUUCUUGAUGUUUUGAAGAAAUCUUCGGAUCGUCCCAAAUUAGAAUUCAGUGGUUUUUACAAAGAAGAUGAAGAAGAUUUGAAUGAAAUCCUGAAAGGAAAUUCAAAAUUUAUUAGUUUGAUACUUGAGGAAAUUUAGAGGUAAUGUCGAAAAGAUUACUUCAAAAAAAUCGAAAAUUUACAAAAAAAAAAAUUGUGUUUCUACCUUUUUUUUAAUAAAAUGAUUUUUUCAAAUCAUAAUUCAUC
Culicoides brevitarsis is the source of this 1509-nucleotide messenger RNA. RefSeq lists its product as uncharacterized. The record is from RefSeq and is a predicted model, not a curated record. Gene Ontology annotation, molecular function: protein binding. Bases 140 to 1402 code for a protein of 420 amino acids. Lineage: Eukaryota; Metazoa; Arthropoda; Insecta; Diptera; Ceratopogonidae. The transcript is spliced from 2 exons.